This is a messenger RNA of Nomia melanderi (Alkali bee), 4692 nucleotides long. It is a transcript of the gene pkaap, whose product is annotated as A-kinase anchoring protein pkaap. NCBI's taxonomy places the organism in Eukaryota, Metazoa, Arthropoda, Insecta, Hymenoptera, Halictidae. Gene Ontology annotation, biological process: intracellular protein localization. The record is from RefSeq and is a predicted model, not a curated record. Gene Ontology annotation, cellular component: mitochondrion; plasma membrane. Gene Ontology annotation, molecular function: protein kinase A binding.
CCAAUCUCCUCCUCUCCUGUCUCUUCUUAGACUCUCUGUCGUGGCAUUAUAUUCAUUAUUUCAUCAUCAAUUUGACAAUUCAAAUUAUAUAUUUCAGUAACAAGGAUUUUUUCAUAUCACACUUUGAUCCAAGAUUUUUCAAAGAAUUUUAACUUUAAGUAAUGUGAAAAAUCAAAAGGAAAAUAAAGCAAAUCUUUUCCGCCAAAAGGGUACACGCAGAUAAAUACGUCGUUCAUUGGAGAAAGUCAUGGAAAAUCAAGAUCGCGGUGAACGUGUUGAAGAGUGAAAAUCACGGGAGUAACAACUAAACAGUUGUAAUAGUAAUGAUGUGCAAAAACGAAAUGCGCCGUGAAGAUUUCUUCGAGAUCGCCGUUACGAAACCGCUUAGAAUAAUUAUGUUUGACCAGGACUGUUAUGCUUUCCACGAACCAUUGACAUAUCUAUGAUUUCAGCAAAUAGAAAUGAUCGAUUACGCAAAUAUGGUGUCUGAAAUGUUUUGACGGAAGAUUUUUUCUUCUGUGUUCUAUCUUUCGAGAGGGGAAAAAAAAGAAAGAGGAACAUCAUUUGCGGAAGCGGCUGUAUCCAACUAUCGAUGUAACGAAUCCCCAAACAGAGCGACGAUGACAUUAACGAUGGCUCGGUGAAAUGUCAUGUGCCGUGUAUGCGCGCGACUAAGGAAGUUUACUGUGUCGUUUUCCUAAUUCAGUGCUCGGUACUGUAGCCGAAACGUAUCCGACGCAUAAUUUUCGUCCGUCGCAGAAAAGGUUUCGCGUUAUUGCCUUUGAAAUAUCACCUCCAAGUACGAUUGUUGCAUCGCGUCGCUUAUCAUGUUUCCUUCUGGCGUAAACAAUGUUUCCAUUUUUUAAGAAGUCUGGGCAGAAAGAUAGGCCCAGAUCUUUGCAAACUUCUCCAACUAAACCAACAAGUUCUGGGAACUUAUUUGGAGAUGUAUUUAACGGAGAUUCAUCUGUUCAAACACCAACAGGUGUAUUGUGCAGCCUUGAGGAGGAAGAGGAAGACGAAAUGUUCAAUGGAGAAACAAGAGACAUGUCAUCCUUUAGCUCCCAACUUUCAAAGACGCUUCCACAAAUCCUUGCGGACAAAGGUGCUCUUGGUUACUUCAUUCAAUUUAUGGAGACAAAAAACUGUAUAGAGCUUAUUAAAUUUUGGCUGGAAGUGGAAUGCUUAUGCAGUUCGUUUAAUAUAUUAGAAACUCAGAAGAAAAAUGUUCAACCAUCGAAUUGUACAGAGAAUGCUAAUAGACUAUCUAAUUCAAUGGAUAACAAUAAGAAUUUUCAUUGUCAAGUGGCACAGAAUAAUGAUAAUGAAACCGAUGAUACAUUGUUCAAUGAAUAUGUAAAUAAUAAUGGUAGGAAAUCAAAUUGUAACAACAUGCCAAAGAUUAGUCAAAAUAUAAACAGAAGUGGACAAUCAAAACAUAAUUGCAAGAGACGUGACAUGACAAGGCAAGAUGCGUUAAGAAUUUAUAAGAAGUAUAUUGUUAAAGAUACUCUGGGCAUAAAUCAAAUUCCUGAAGAUAUUAAGACGGAGAUGGAGAAAGCUCUGACUUGUGAAAAUAUUGAGUCUAUGUUGUGGUGCCUAUCAGCUGUUCAAGACAUUGUAUACAAUAUAUUAGAAAAUGAGCACAUUAAUGACUUUUUGAGAAGUGAAUUUAACUGCAAACAUCAGAUUGAUGUUCUUACAAGUGGCAACGUACAAUUAACAGAUAUAUUGUACAAUGAAACUGCAUUCUUUUAUUUUAUGGAGUUCAUGGAACUCGAAAAUAAACGCGAGUUAUUAGACUUUUGGAUGUCUGCUAUCAAUUACAAACAAAACUUGUUGGAAAAAAAGGAUGCAGCGAAUCCUGAGGAAGCCCAAACUGAUGCACUGAUCAUUUAUGACAAGUAUUUUAGUCUCCAAGCGACGAUGUCGCUUGGUUUCAGUGAUAUAAUUCGCUUUCAAGUAGAGCAAAAUAUUUGUCAUGAAGAUGGGGAGGGACCACGACCAGACUGUUUUGAUAAGCCUUGUAAAAUUGUAUAUAAUCUUUUAAAUAAGCAUUAUCUACCUACCUUCUUAUCAUCGCAGCUAUAUUACAAAUACUUGUCAGAGUUGAUCAAUACUAUACAGAGUAGUUCAUGCUCGAGUUUACACCCUAGAAUAAAAAGAGCAGGUUCAGAUUGUAGUAGCGAAGUGAGUUCCAUUAGUAUUAAUAUGCAAGGUUCCCUGCAGGCAGGGAAUGAAGGAAGAUCGGGUAACAACAAAAAAAACAUCAGCAGUGGUAUGAACAUCGACACUAGACAACUUUAUGAUCCUGAUUCCUUAUGGAAACGUAAUAAAUAUAGUUUAAGCGUCGGUUAUAUCGAUGCCUUAGGAAGGUUUAUAACUGAAAUAGAACCAGAUCCUCAAAGAAAAUGUGAAUCACGAUUAACACGUGCUGUGAAAAGGCUUGUAAAUAUGGAGCAAGACAAGGCUAAAGAAGAAUUAGCAUGGAAGAUCGCCGAGAUGAUCGUUCGUGAAAUAACAUCAUUGACCCUAGGAGCAUCGAAUUUUUCAUCCUGAUGGCAGACACUGCAUUGGACAUCGAUUUCUUUCUUUGUAUGAUAUACUUCACCCUUUAAAUUCUUGAAGGUAAAUACCUUGUUUAAUAUAAUUUCUUAAUUGCAUAUACUUUGCUAAAGUGCCAAAUCGAACGAGAUAAAUAAUAUUUUAUUACAUUUAAGAAGAAAAUUUAGGGAACAUAAUUACGUUCAUGUUUGUCAAUUUUCGCAAUUUUUUAUUGCCACUAUAUUUUGCGUAUAUUAUAUGGCGCAAACGAUCCGUGCAUUUAAAGUAGAAUCUAUUGUAAAAUUAUAAUUAUGAUUAACAUAGAAUUAAUAAGUAAAAAAUAUUGAUUUUUUGCACUUAAAAAAUUAAUCCUUUGUUGCAAGAUCAUUGUGAUAUCGUUAUCGGAUCUUUUACACUCCUGCAUAAUAAAUUAUCAAAUUUAUCAUCCUAUUUUCCUUUUUAAACAAGUAAACUAGUUUAUGAACUUGCUAAUAGUAGUAAAAGAAUGUUUAGUAUUACUCUUGACAUGCUCUUGAAUUUAUGAAAAAUGUAGUGACGAUUUGUAAAAACGAGGACGAUAAUUUUAUACAUAUUUUUUACUUUCAUGAGAUUACUAAAAUAUCCAUUUUUCUUGUAAGAUAUGCGCUGUUUUUUUGAAUGAUAUUAAGAUUAUAGUAAGGUGGACAAAGCAUGAUGCUUUGUAUUUAAUCAUUGUGCUAAUUUUUUAAACAGUUGACUGCCAAGUAUUGUUACAGUUUAUUGAGUUCUAUGCAUAUAGUGUUUUUCAUUAAAAUAAAAGAAAGACUAAGAAUAUGUGAAUGACAAAAUUUAGGAUAUAUCGCUAAGAGAUGUGAUUGGAAUGUAGUGUAUAUAUGGUUGAAAAUGUUAUGAACAAAGUAGACUUUGGGUUAUAAAUGGAACAAUUUAAUUUAUAAUGGAACAGAUUUCAUAAAUUAUCAGUAACUGUAAGCCACAAAUUUAAGCCCUCUAUGUUCUGUAUUGCAGUAGUAAAAAAGAAUGAUUACAUUUUACUAACAAAUGAUUUGACCUUGAAAGUAAAUUCUUCCAGGUAACCCUUAUGUUAGACAUCAACUUGGCAGUAUUUACCCUAAUUUACUGUAUGUAGAGUAUGUAAGCGAUGUAAAAAGAAGCGUGAACAUUCAUUUCGUUAUUAUACAGUCACAGAAUCUUUAUAUAUUAUUAGUCUUAUAAAGUUAGUACUAAUAGAUCAAAUAACUUAGCUUUACUCAAAGAUUAUUUUAUUAAAAUUCAAUCUAUUUUUAACACUGAUAUUAGAAGAAGAAAAAAAGUGGAUGAUAACAUUUUAGAAUAACGAUUUAGAUUUAAAUGUGUAAGAUAUGAGACAUAGUCCAAGAUUAAUGUUAAAUUAUUGGUCAAUAAUCUCCAAUGGUGCACAUUUUUUCUUUCGCGAAAACAAGCGAACGAUAAAAGUAUUGGGUUGAAUUAUAAAUAAUUUUUGUUUUUCUUUUUUUAGUUUAUUCUAAUCUAAUACUCGCGAUAUAAUGAAUAUUUAUGUAUUUUUAUAAUUAUUUGAGAAAUUUUCUUUGUAUCUGUCAGAAGUUAUUUAUAACUCAGUUCAAUAGUUUGAUCUUCGUUAUUUUCAUUUAGCAGGUCUGCACAGUAAUUGAUUCAUUUGUACAGAUUAAAACCUUUUCUACACUGUGUAUUUCUUUGUUACGCUUCGUAUUCAGAAUUAAAUCAUCGUCGUAUUUACAUAGAAUUUUUGGUGCUAACACAGAAGAGAUCACUGCUCGAAAAAUUAGUUGACAUUAUUUGUAAAAACAAGAUGUGUGAUGUCGUGGGUAAUGUGAAAAUCUACGAACACUUGUUACUAGUAAUGUACAUAAAAACUUUUUUUAUUAAAGUCAGAGAUCUUGUACGAAUAAAAGUCUGUUAAUUAAAAAAAGAAAAAAACAAACAACAAAAAAAAACAAGAGAACAGAUCGAGAUAUGUGUUUCAAGAUUCUACAUGCACUAUUUUCUGAGAUACACAUAUUUUUUAGAGGUGCUCCUUAUUAACCAUAACAAAGUGACUGUCGUAACGAUAAAUUUUUAAAUUGUGAUGUCCGUUAUAUUUAUAUAUUAUAUAUAUUCAUGCAAAUCUGAGUGCUUCAAGUUGAAUAGUUU